Messenger RNA from Meira miltonrushii, 3095 nucleotides. RefSeq lists its product as uncharacterized. Lineage: Eukaryota; Fungi; Basidiomycota; Exobasidiomycetes; Exobasidiales; Brachybasidiaceae. The coding region runs from base 1 to 3054 and encodes 1017 amino acids. The transcript is spliced from 3 exons. The record is from RefSeq and is a predicted model, not a curated record.
AUGAAACGGGCUAUCACGCCGUAUCAACCGCCAAAUCCUGAUGGCCAAUCGCCUAUACCAAAUCUGACUCAACAAACACCCGUCAAUCAGGUCAUUCGAACUCGUGAGCCUACUGAAAGACCGCCUGAGCUACCUCAAGCUCAUCCUAUUCAGCACCAGCAACCUCCGCCUCGCUAUGAAAACGAAAGGCCAAGUUUAUGGCAAAGACUAAGAGGAAAUAGAGGCUCUAAUCAAGAUAAAGGAAAAGGAAAAAUGAAUGAGAAGGAAGAAGAGCAAGAGUUAAUCAAAAAGACAGGGAAACGAAAGCACCCAGAAGCAGCAGCAAACGAUCAUGAAGCCGGUACUAGCGGCACUAAAACACCGGAGGAGAAAAAGAAAAAAGGAUUCUGGACAAGAGUUUCUGAAAGUGAUGGCAGUAUCCGGUUUCGCUAUCGUAUUAAAGCUCAAUGUGAAAGGGAAGCGAAAGCCGGAGAAGCUCUUCUAAGUAUUGUAGGGGCAGGUGCUUAUGGCGCUUACAAGGGUGCAGAAGCAGUUGUGAAAGGCGUUUAUAAUGCAGGAGCAGCUGCUGGAAAUAAAGUUAAGAAUGGUUGUAAUGCAGCUUGUAGAGCAGCAAGAAAUCGGGCUACUCGCUUGCGAGAACGUAUCAUUGGCAUACCUUCAUCAAGAUUAACGAGACAAGCAUAUCGGCAUGAAAUGAAUCUAUCAAACCGUCAAAAUUUUGAGAUGGAAAAUCGUCAAUUACUUCGAAUUCAACGCGAACGCAAUCGUCAACAGCUUAUACAGAAUCGUGCAGCCCAUCAACCUAGUCAUUCUACUACUCGUAUACGGCCUCGAGUAGUACAUCGUCCGCAGUAUUCUUCUUCUAACCUUUCCACUUCCAGCGUUGGUACUACAAUGACUCAUGACAAUUCCGUCAGUCAGCAUAAAUAUCAAGCGACAAGUUCAGAUAGCAGUAGCGAUGCUUCAUCAGCCAGCUCAGGUACAGUUUCCCGAUCUAGAUCAACAUCAUCUCGCAGAAAUCCAAGUCAUACUUCGGGUAGGGGGAGAAGGGGUAUCACGCCGUACCAACCGCCAAAUCCUAACGGUCAAUCGCCUAUGCCAAAUCCGAAUCAACAGACAACCGUCAAUCAAGCUAUUCGAAUCCGUGAACCUACUGAUAGACCACCUGAAUUACCUCAAGCUCAUCCUAUUCAACAUAAUGAGCCGGCACCACGUUAUGAGCAAGCAAAUGUGUGGCAAAGACUGCGGGGGAAUAGAGGGAAUCAGAUUAAAUUAAAUGAGGAUAAAGGCAAAGGCAAAGUAAAUGAGAAAGAAGAAGAGCAAGAACGAUCUAAGUUGGGAAAACGAAAGCAUCCGGAAAGAGGAGCAAAUGAUCAUGAAGCUGGUACGAGCGGAACAAGGCUAUCAGAAGAAAGGAAGAAGAAGAAAGGCUUUUGGACAAAAACUUCGGGGCGUAAAACUGGUGAUGAUCGUAAUUAUUAUCGUUAUCGUUAUGGACGCUCUGACUCUCAACGUAAAAGGGAUGCCGAAGCAGGAAACGCUGUAUUCACUGUUAUAGGUGCAGGUAUCUAUGGCCUUUAUCGAGGUGCAGAAGCGGCUGUUGAAAGGGUCUAUGAUGCGGGUGCAGCUGCUGGAAAUAAGAUAAAGGAUGGCUGUAAUGCAGCAUGCAGAGCAGCAAGAGAUCGUACAGCGAGAUUGCGUAAUCGGAUCUUAGGAAGACAUGAUGAACGUGCAAGUCAUCCAGCUAGAAAUCACCAAAGUGGAGAUCACCAGCCCAGGUACCGCUUUGAUCUAAAUCGCGAACCGCAUCCACGUCACAGUGAUUAUCGACGACUACACCAUUCUUUUAGCUCAAGUUCUGCAUCAUAUCAAAGCUUACACAGUUGGGAUUUCGGAUACAAUAAUCAUUUCCAUCCGAUUCAUCAACAGCAUUCUCUUUCUACUCAUUCUGCUUCUAGUUAUGGAGCUGCAGUGACAGAUGAGGGUUCUGUCAACCAGCAUACCGGCCACAAUCGCAGUAUAAUCUAUACACAUAGACAAUCAUCGGAUAGCAGCAGUCGAUCUGUUCAUACUUCAUCUAGUGAUACAUCUUCUGCCAAUCAGGGAUCAAUGUCCGGUUCUAAUAACGUCUCUUCACGCAAAAGUUCAAGUCUGCAAAGUCUUUCAAACGCUCCUGUUUUGUCAAAACGUGCAUACCCAGAUUCGCCAACGGCAUCUGAUGUCUCUACCGAUGAUGAUGGUCGUGCUCAAAGAGUCCCGGCAGGUGCAAGACAUAAUGCUGGCCGGCAAGCUUUUGUAAGACAACGGCCUCGCUUUCGUCCUUAUCAAAGUCAUCAUGAACGAUAUUUACCUACUGCAAGACGUAAUGAUCGUUCUGUAGAGAGCACAAGACGGAAUGAUGAUCAUGUUGCACCAGCUGCAAAAUCAAACGAUUAUUUUGCUCUUGUUGCAGCAAGACGGAACGAACGUCCUACAACUGCUGCUGAGCAUAGUAGGCAUUAUGCACCACCUGCAACACAAAUCCAUGAUGCUGUAGUCAGAAAACCUAGAAGCAGACCACAAAACGUACAGGUUGGCGAACGAGCCAAACAACAAAGUGAACCAACUGAGCAGGCAGCAUUACAUCCAAAGACCUCUUCCCGUUUGGUAAAGGUAUUUGCGGGCGAGAAAAGACUGAAUCUGAUCAAAACGAUCCAGAACAAGCGAUUGGCUGAUCCAAUGGCUAACGAUCACGAAGCAAGUACGAGUGGAACGGCAACAGUUCCUAUACCGAAGAAGAAGAGGGUGACUUCCAAUCAAAGGAGCGAACGUAACUCAAAGCGUCGAAAGUCAUCUUUGGACCAAGACGUAAAGGAUGGAAUUGUUUCUGGGGGUGUUAAAAUAUACAAUGAUGCGAAGAAGACUUUAAAAGAGUAUUGCGAUACUGCUUGUCAACGAGCUCGACAAAAAGUAGCAGGAUUACGCGAUAGGCUAAUGGGCAGAAGAAGACCUCAACCUGAUAGCCAUUCUACUGCUGAAAGAAGAAUGGCAAAACGGAAAGGAAAACAAGAAUGAUUUCUUGACGAUACGGUACCAAAAAGGAGACCAGAGGAUGG